GAGAUUUUUAGAAAGCUGAGCGGGCAGGGGCCCUGUGACCCAGGCUUUCACUUCUCCUAAACACCAGGCGCACCAUGUGACGCAGGCCGGCCACAGGGGCGAGUGAAAGGGGAAGCCAGGGGGAGCCCAGAGUUUCUCAAGAAGUCAGAGAGGGCCAGGCUGAGCCGGCAGGGCUCCGAGGGGAGCCAGGAGGAAGGGGAGCUGAGGCAGUUGGGGACAGGGAGGAGACAGCAGGGCCAGCGGGGGGCCGGCGGGCAGAGGGAGCCCCCACCCCAAUGCAGGCCAUGUGUCUUUAGGAAAGGGGACAGGAUUUAAGAAAGCGAGGAAAGAGGAGAGGGGUGGAAAGUGGGGGAGGGGCGGCAGUGUGGAAGGAGGGACAGAGGGGUCGGGUCGAGGAGGACAGGGGAGAGCAAAGGGAGAAACGGCUUGGGGCUUGGGCGAGGGGAGCUCGCAUCCGCCGUGGGAGGAGGGGAGAGGAGAGUUGCGAAUUAGGGGGAGGUGGUAGAGUCCUCGCAGUGAGCGGACGACCCAGGUAGAGAAAGGAGGGGAGAGGCACAGGGGAGAAGAGGGGUAGAGGGGAGAGAAGGGUGGGCGAAGGGGUGAGAAAGGAGACAGCUAGUGGGGAGGGGAGGGGAGUGGAGGGCGAGGCCUGGGCCGGGCUGAGGGCUGGGAAGGUGGGCUAGAGAAGAGCCUCGGGCAGGAUGCCCGCGCCGCGCGCCCCGGGGGAGCCCCGCGUGUCCGGGGAGCGCCGGCCACUGCUGGCGAGCGGCGCUCGGGGCCCGCGACGGCGGCGGCGAGCGGCGGGCGCCGCGGUGCUGCUGGUGGAGGCGCUGGAGCGCGCGGCCUUCUUCGGCGUCUCGGCCAACCUGGUGCUCUACCUCAACAGCACCAACUUCAACUGGGCCGGCGAGCAGGCGUCGCGCGCCGCGCUCGUCUUCCUGGGCGCCUCCUACCUGCUGGCGCCCGUGGGCGGCUGGCUGGCCGACGUGUACCUGGGCCGCUACCGCGCCGUGGCGCUCAGCCUGCUGCUCUACCUGGCCGCCUCGGGCCUGCUGCCCGCCACCGCCUUCCCCGACGGCCGCCGCUCCUUCUGCGGCGAGAUGCCCGAGUCGCCGCUGGGGCCCGCCUGUCCCUCGCCCGACUGCGGGCGCAACUCGCCCAGCCCCUACUGCGCGCCCACCCUCUACGCCGGGCUGCUGCUGCUCGCCCUGGCCGCCAGCUCGGUCCGGAGCAACCUCACCUCUUUCGGUGCUGACCAGGUGAUGGAUCUCGGCCGCAAUGCCACUCGCCGCUUCUUCAACUGGUUUUAUUGGAGCAUCAACUUGGGCGCUGUGCUGUCGCUGCUGGUGGUGGCUUUUAUCCAGCAGAACAUCAGCUUCCUGCUGGGCUACAGCAUCCCUGUGGGCUGUGUGGGCCUGGCGUUCUUCAUCUUCCUCUUUGCCACCCCCAUCUUCAUCACCAAGCCCCCCAUGGGCAGCCAAGUGUCCUCUAUGCUUAAGCUUGCUCUCCAAAACUGCUGCCCCCGGCUGUGGCAACGGCACUCUUCCAGAGACCCUCAGGGCGCCCACCUGCUGCCUGACCAGGGGUAUCCCCAGCCUAGGCCGUCCCCCCAAGAGGACAUUGCCAACUUCCAGGUGCUGGUGAAGAUCUUGCCCGUCAUGGUGACCCUGGUGCCCUACUGGAUGGUGUACUUCCAGAUGCAGUCCACGUAUGUCCUGCAAGGUCUUCACCUCCACAUCCCGAACAUUUUCCCCGCCAACUCUGCCAACAGCUCCGUGGCCCUGAGAGCGCAGGGCAGCGGCUACACGAUCCCGGAAGCCUGGCUCCUCCUGGCCAACGUAGUGGUGGUGCUGAUUCUGGUCCCUCUGAAGGACCACUUGAUCGACCCUCUGCUGCUGCGGUGCAAGCUGCUUCCCUCAGCUCUGCAGAAGAUGGCGCUGGGGAUGUUCUUUGGCUUCACCUCCGUCAUCGUGGCAGGAGUCCUGGAGAUGGAGCGCUUACACUACAUCCACCGCAACGAGACUGUGACCCAGCAGAUUGGGGAGGUCCUGUACAACGCAGCACCCCUGUCCAUCUGGUGGCAGAUCCCUCAGUACCUGCUCAUUGGGAUCAGUGAGAUUUUUGCAAGCAUCCCAGGCCUGGAGUUUGCCUACUCAGAGGCCCCGCGAUCCAUGCAGGGCGCCCUCAUGGGCAUCUUCUUCUUCCUGUCUGGGGUGGGCUCGCUGUUGGGCUCCAGCCUCGUGGCACUGCUGUCCUUGCCGGGGGGCUGGAUGCACUGCCCCAAGGACUUUGGGAACAUCAACAAUUGCCGGAUGGACCUCUACUUCUUCCUGCUGGCUGGCGUGCAGGCGGCCACAGCCCUCCUAUUUGUCUGGAUCGCCGGUCGCUAUGAGAAGGCGGCUCAGGGCCCAGCCUCCCACAGCCGUUCCGGCAGGGACAGGGGCUGAACACAUCCCGUCCCAGCCCCUUGCUUCUCUCCACGGACACAGACAGCAGCAGUCCCAGCUGUGGUUUCCUUCUCAGUUUAUUCUGUACCCAACAUUAGAAUGCAACGGUUCCCAUAAAUAAGGGGCAUGAGCCCUUCCUCA
Molecule: messenger RNA, 2588 nt
Organism: Propithecus coquereli (Coquerel's sifaka)
Lineage: Eukaryota; Metazoa; Chordata; Mammalia; Primates; Indriidae
Gene: SLC15A3
Product: solute carrier family 15 (oligopeptide transporter), member 3
Exons: 8
Coding region: 702-2447 (581 amino acids)
Biological process (GO): transmembrane transport
Cellular component (GO): lysosomal membrane
Molecular function (GO): transmembrane transporter activity
Source: RefSeq, a predicted model, not a curated record